AUUACGCCUACAGUGAAUGCAUUAAAUUGACGUUAUUCUCGGUUUAAAAUUAGGCCGCAUCCGAAUGCACUGGACGAUCUUGUAUUUCUUCGUUUGUUUGUCUCGUUAUUUAUUAAGCAAAAAACUACGUCUAAAUUCGUAACAGAAAUCCAUGGGACGUAUUCCUUCCUUCAUUCAUUAAUAUUGUUGUUAUAUGAAAUGAAAAACGUGCAUAUUUUACCAUGGUGUGUUAUUAAGGACUCCCCAAGGUGAAACAUAGCACACAACGCCUGCACGAGGUCUGUAAACACACACGGUUUUACCCGCGAAUACGAAAGAACAGAAACACAGGUGAGACGGGAGACGUCACGUGACCAGAGGUUCAACGUCCAGGUGAGACGGCGGGAGUCAGUCAGACAGCUGCUGCUCAAGACAGAGCACAAACAACAACGAGCUGGCAUGUAGUUCACGGAAUACACCUCUUCAUCAUGAAUUCAAGCGGAUUAACAGGCGAAGAUGAGGUUACUAUUUUAUCUUCGAUCUACGUCUCGGCUUUGGGUUUAAGUCUGAUAGGUAGUUGUUCUGUUGUGGUAGUUUCCAUCAUAAAGAGAAGGCAUCUCAAUGAACAGGCAAAGCCUCUGCUUCAGCUGGCGCUGGCAGAUUUCCUGGCAUCGCUUGUUUUGAUGAUCACCGCUAUAAUUAAUUUACCCCGUGAAGUUCUGUCAGUCAGUGCAAAGGUGUGCAUGUACGGACUGCCUUUGUCUCUGGCCUUCUACUCCAUCUCAUUUCUGCUUGUCAUCAUUUAUGCCUGUGAGUCAGCACAUGCGUUUCAAGGAUGGAGGGAAGAACCAAUGCAGGAAACCUUUGAAACCCAGUUAACACAGUUGUCACACAGGAGGAGGAGGUUUUGUCUGAUCUAUGUUAUUGCAUGGCUUGUACCAAUAAUCGGCUACUAUAUCUACAUUCGUACCGUCCAUUACAUGGAAGCUACUAUUACACAAGGAGAGAUGCCAACGCUGACAACCGUGAGCAGAGGAUCCUCCGCCAGGUUCUGCAACAGCUGCAUUCUCUUCCUGCAUCUCACAAAUGACUCCUGCGUAACAGUGGAUACAGUUCACGCCUUGUUCAUUCGAAUAUUCACAUUGUGCAGCGUGUUGAUAGUCAUCACCGUCUGCACGGUGGUUUACUGUAAGAUAGAGGGCUCUUAUAGGCGCUAUGAGAACACGUGCAUGAUCACGAUGACUCAGAGAAAUCAAGGUGGGAUUUGGUCUUCGGCUCGAUACAUGAUCCUUGUUAUCAUUUUCUGCUGGGCACCAGCUCUGCUUCUCAUCUGUCUGUCUUUCCCACAGCCUAGGAUAAAACCUCUCUUCCCUCUCUUCGUCUUACAGGCUCUGUCAGUGUCACUCCAGGGUUUCCUGAACAGCAUCGUGUACGCUUGGAGACGACGCAAUUUCAGGGAAGCCGUGCUCGGGGAACGUCUGCCUCUCAUGGCCUAUUCCAGCAGAGCCUUCUUUGACCAAUCAUUAAGUGAGCCAUCUUCAUGACACGUCACGCGUGUGAAAACGUACGAGUUUUCUCCCCCAAAUUGCUCAAAUGUUUCAUAUUUAUUUUUUAUAUGCGUUCGCGAUAAACACCGACAGGAAACGUCGUGCGUUUCGCCCCCUGCGGAACAUUAGUAUACUUGAAAUGCGUAUACUCGAGUGUCGAAAAGACAAAUUAAUAGUUGAUUAUUUUAAAACCAUACUCUUACUUUACCUUCAGCAGCUGUAUAUUUGAUGUUUGUUGUGUUCAUGUGCGGUUUUGUUCAAUAAAUGUCCGCGUAAUGAA
Messenger RNA from Puntigrus tetrazona (Sumatra barb), 1806 nucleotides. RefSeq lists its product as uncharacterized. The record is from RefSeq and is a predicted model, not a curated record. Lineage: Eukaryota; Metazoa; Chordata; Actinopteri; Cypriniformes; Cyprinidae. Gene Ontology annotation, biological process: adenylate cyclase-activating G protein-coupled receptor signaling pathway. The transcript has 13 exons. Gene Ontology annotation, cellular component: plasma membrane. The coding region runs from base 468 to 1523 and encodes 351 amino acids. Gene Ontology annotation, molecular function: G protein-coupled receptor activity.